This is a messenger RNA of Miscanthus lutarioriparius, 1464 nucleotides long. Lineage: Eukaryota; Viridiplantae; Streptophyta; Magnoliopsida; Poales; Poaceae. The record is from the annotation of a GenBank genome assembly.
AUGCCCGGAUCCAUCUGUUCGGAUACUGUAUCUGAAGCUGGAUAUGAUAACAUGAGCAAAUCUGGUGAUAGUUUGUUAUGUGAAUUCAAUCAUCGAUUUGCUUCAGUACUUCAUCAAUGUGUUGUCUCUGUUGCCUCAUUCAUUGAAGGUACCAUGAUAUUUGGAUGUACAGGCAUAUUCAUCCCACCAGGAUCAGAUGCUGAUCCUACAAGUGUUCUGACUUCAGCUAGCUUGGUUAGGUCUUCUGACGAUGAAAACAAGAUCAUUGAUAACUUGACGAUUAAAGUGCGCCUUCCAGAUGAUCUAGUUGUCAUUGGGUGGUUGCACCAUUAUGAUUUGAAGUAUGAUAUUGCUGUUGUCAACAUUGAGCGUCUUCAUGGUUUUUGCGCACUGAAAAUCAGUUACAGACUUCAGCUGCAAUAUGAGUCCACUAAUGUAGUAGCCGUGCGGCGGUGUUUCGACUCAGGCGUGUUAACAACCACACGAGGAAUUGAUAUUGGCAGACUAAGCGAUGAACUCUGUGAACUUGAUAUGGCUUCGAUUGGAGAUCCCAUUUUUUGUUUUAAUGGGAGCUUUGCUGGAAUGAACUGUCGUGAAGGCGAAAGGGCUGUAUUCCUACCACGGGACAAAAUUAUUGAAUGCUUGGAGCAUUUUGGAUUCAGGACUGACAUUAAUCAAGGGGGCUGUGGUACAAAAAAAUUAGUCACAAGGGAGAUAGAAAGACAUACCACACUGGGCAUUGCAAGAUACGAUUAUCCCAUACCAGAUAAAAUCAGUAGACGUGGUGAUUUUUUUGCUAUGUGUGUGUACAAUUCGUUUGAAGAUAAAUUUGAGGGUGAUAUCUGGAGUACACUCAAUAAAGAACUUGGUUCAACUUUGUCUGAAUGCGUCGUCGCGCUCGCAUCAUUUAAUGAAGGUGCAAGGCAUUUUGCUUGCACAGGCGUAUUUAUAGAUUGUUACCCUGCAAGAAUUCUCACUUCAGCAAGUCUUGUUAGAAGUUCUGAUGAUAAAAGCAAGAUUUAUGAUAACUUGCGGAUUGAAGUGUGCCUUCAAAAUAGAAGCCGUGUCCUAGCAACGUUGAAACAUUAUGACUUACGUUAUAAUGUUGCUGUUGUCGACAUCAUCUGUUUCCGCAGUCCUCGUGCCAUAGAACUUGAGAAAGAUAUUCCUUUUGCCCCUAAUACUGAUGUAGUGGCUGUAGGGUUUUGCUUCAAAGGUUGCAAGUUAAUGGCUACAAAGGGGGUGUUGGUUGACAAACCAAGCAAACUGGAUUGCAAAGAUCUUGGGACACCACAUGCAAGAUAUAAAUCGUUCCAGACCCCCGGCUCACCACGCUGCACUUGCGUGAGUAUAGGUGAGAGUACACUUCACAAGACAAGUGAGCAGUUUUCAUUCACACUACUCGUUGGAACGAAGAGUAACCUUAACAACCUCCCAUGGGAAUACAUGGAUGCCUGUGGAUAG